UUAUAGGAGUUGACCAGUCAACCAUAAGCCGAACUGUGACAAGAGUCACCGACGUCUUGCUACGUCAGGUACCAAACCAUGUUCGAUUACCCAAUGGAAAAAAACAAGAUGCCAUAAAAACUAAAUUUUAUAACAUGAGUGGAUUUCCAAAUGUGGUUGGAUGCAUCGAUGGGACUCAAGUUCAAAUACAAGCUCCUACGCAGAAUGAAUUUGUUAACAGGAAAGGCUACCAUUCCAUCAAUGUUCAGCUGAUGUGUGACGCAGACCUCAUAUUCAUCAACUGUAUUGCGAAAUGGCCUGGAAGUGGACAUGAUUCAAGAAUACUACGAGAGUCAUCUUUAUUCGAAGAUUUUGAGAACAAAAGGCAGCCCAUGAGAGGAAUCAUCUUAGGAGACAGUGGCUAUAUGUUGCGUGACUGGUUGUUAACUCCGAUUUCUAAUCCCACUACACGUCAAGAGAGAAACUACAACUUCAGUCAUAGUUCAACACGUACAGCUAUCGAACGGGCCAUAGGAGUUUUGAAGAGGAGAUGGCACUGUCUUCGCAGACUUCGUUUGACUCCUGCCAAGGCAUGUAAAGUUAUUGCAGUAUGUGUUAUGCUAAGUAACCGUGCCAGAAGGCUCAACUUAGAUGUCCCAGACACAGACAGUGACAGUGACGAUGAACCUGACUAUGAACAAGCUUCAGAUGCCCACAUGGAGGAAGUCCUACCUGUAAACAACCCAAUGAUAGAACGUGCCAGGCUUGCUGCUGGAAAAACUGCCAGAGAGAGAUUAAUCAACAAUUAUUUUCACUGAAAGUCCAUCAUGUUAAAUAAACAUUACAUUAUUAAUUGAAUAUUAGUUUGCUUCCUUGUGCUUAAUAAAGUGACCACGAAACAA
This is a messenger RNA of Gigantopelta aegis, 881 nucleotides long. Its product is annotated as putative nuclease HARBI1. The transcript is spliced from 2 exons. Lineage: Eukaryota; Metazoa; Mollusca; Gastropoda; Neomphalida; Peltospiridae. Bases 135 to 797 code for a protein of 220 amino acids. The record is from RefSeq and is a predicted model, not a curated record.